Messenger RNA from Daldinia decipiens, 1446 nucleotides. RefSeq lists its product as uncharacterized. Gene Ontology annotation, molecular function: protein binding. The coding region runs from base 1 to 1446 and encodes 481 amino acids. The record is from RefSeq and is a predicted model, not a curated record. Lineage: Eukaryota; Fungi; Ascomycota; Sordariomycetes; Xylariales; Hypoxylaceae. The transcript is spliced from 2 exons.
AUGUCCCAAGCUGCUUUCGAAGGCGAGGUGCGCAUUCGGCUUACUAAAGCACUAAGUAUUGUCACGGGGCGAUCACUCAUUAUAAGACAAGAUAGACUUGAAAUUGGCCGGUACAGUAUGCACCCGCUGGUUCAUAAGUGGCUUAGGGAGCGCCCCGAAAUAUCGAUAUCAGAGCAAUCACUCUGGUGUCAAGUCGCGGCGACCACUUUGGCAAGGAGUAUUCCUCUGCCUCCUCUUGGAGAGACGGAGAUUGAGAGGCAAAUGAGACGCGAGCCCCUUCCCCAUGCUCUCUACAUUCGCGAACGCCGAGAGGAGAUUAGAGGGAUUAUAAUAGAAUACCAAGAUCCUAGGAAGUCAAGUUGGCGGAAAGCAGAUGGUGAUUUCCGUAGGGUACAAGCUGACGAGUCGGGACGCUUAAGCCGCAUGUACUACGACUGCGGUUUGUACCGAGAGGCUAGAGAACUUCAAUCCAAAACGAGAGAGUGGAUUAUCCAGCAGCUUGGGGAGGAUCACCAGUUCCCUAUCAGACUCACUCUAUUCCUUUCAGAGACCCUCCGAUUGUCGACAAUGAUAGAUGAAGCGACCAAGUUGCAGCACCGUGCUCGUCAGUUAUGCGUAACUUCGUUAGGCGAAGACCACCCAUUGACAUUAGAAGUGACAGAAAUAUUAGGGAUGACACUUUGUUUUAAAGGUCGAUGGGCAGAAGCUCUUAGCAUACACGAGAAAAACGUGGAAAGACUUAGCGAGGUGUAUGGACCAAAACACGAAAAAACAUUGAAAGCAAUUCGGAACUGUGCUGCCGUGGACUAUCAUGAGACCGAUGCGGAAACACUGUGGUUCCUUCAGGACCUAGCGACAAGUUAUCUACGAUACGAUGAUGAACACUCCGCCAAGGCAUCACCGCAGCAGCUUCUUCAGAGCCACGAUCACUUAAACUUCAUCACCAAGCAACGCCAGGAGACCCUAGGGGAGGAACACCCCUUCACUCUCCUUGCAAUAUUACAUUUAGCUCGAUUGAAAUCUUCAUUAGGGAAACACGAAGAAGCGAAGAAGAUCAUGGACGAUAACUUAAAAAUUGCCAUACGAAAUCAUGGAGAAGAUCACAUCGCAGUAAUAGCCGCAAAGACACACUACACCAACAUACUCGUAGAGCUUAACCAAUACGAGGAAGCGGAGCAAAUAUUCAAUCUAGUCACGCAGAAAGCGCGAUGCAAAUUGUUCACAGAUGAGGAUGGCGACCAUCCGGAUCGGAUGGUCGCAAUGUGGUUCCAGGUCAAAUGCUUAGACAAGCAGGGUAAACCCGCGGGUGCGUUAAGAUUAUGCGACAGUAUCCUUGUGGCGCUUAGAGAUGUAGGUGGAAAUAGGCUCGGUUUGAACCACAAGAUUGUUAAAAUGGUAGAGAGGAAGAAAGCCGAGCUAGUUCAACAGAUCAGUCCCAUUGACUGA